AGGAGGAGGCGGCGGUGGCGGCUCUGGGCGAGGGAGCGCGAGGGGAGUAAGAGGCGCCGUUGCCGCCCCGGUAUCCGGCAGGACCGCGCGGAGGAGGCGGGAGCGCCCCGGCGGCGGAGGGACCUGCGUGGCGACGGCGGCAGCAGCAGCAGCAGCAGCAGCAGCAGCAGGAGGAGUCAGUGCCCGGCCCCCCCCCCGCGCAGCCCCGUUGCAGCCCCCCCCCCUCCCUCCCGCCCUCCGCAGCCACCAACAUGUCGGCGCCGGCGGCCAAAGUCAGUAAGAAGGAGCUGAACUCCAACCACGAUGGGGCCGACGAGACCUCAGAAAAAGAGCAACAGGAAGCAAUUGAACACAUUGAUGAAGUACAGAACGAAAUAGACAGACUGAAUGAACAAGCCAGUGAGGAAAUUUUGAAAGUAGAACAGAAAUACAACAAACUCCGCCAACCAUUCUUCCAGAAGAGGUCAGAAUUGAUCGCCAAAAUCCCGAAUUUCUGGGUAACAACAUUUGUCAACCACCCACAAGUAUCUGCACUGCUGGGAGAAGAAGAUGAGGAAGCACUGCAUUACUUGACCAGAGUUGAGGUGACAGAAUUUGAAGACAUCAAAUCAGGUUACAGAAUAGAUUUUUAUUUUGAUGAGAAUCCCUACUUUGAAAAUAAAGUUCUCUCCAAAGAGUUUCACCUCAAUGAAAGUGGAGACCCAUCUUCAAAAUCGACUGAGAUCAAAUGGAAAUCUGGAAAGGACCUGACAAAACGCUCAAGCCAGACACAGAACAAAGCCAGUAGGAAGAGGCAGCAUGAAGAGCCAGAAAGCUUCUUCACCUGGUUCACUGAUCACUCUGAUGCAGGGGCUGAUGAAUUAGGAGAAGUCAUCAAGGAUGACAUCUGGCCAAAUCCCCUACAGUACUACUUGGUUCCUGAUAUGGAUGAUGAAGAAGGGGAGGGAGAGGAGGAUGAUGAUGAUGAUGAAGAGGAGGAAGGAUUAGAGGAUAUUGAUGAAGAAGGAGAUGAAGAUGAGGGGGAGGAAGAUGAAGAUGAUGAUGAGGGAGAGGAAGGAGAGGAGGAUGAAGGAGAAGAUGACUAAUUGAACACUGAUGGAUUCCAAACCCCCUUUUUACCUUUUUAAUUUUUCUCCAGUCCCUGGGAGCAAGUUGCUGUCUUUUUUUUCUUGUGCUCAGUCGCCUUGUUCUCUUGAGGUCUCUUUUUCUCUCCUCUACACCAUGGUUCACGAUUUAUUUUGGGGAAAUACCUUGAGCAGAAUACAGUGGAAAAGAAUCUACCAGUUUCUGUUCCAAGUUCAUUUUUAUCCCUUUCUCUCUCAAAACAAAAACUGUUUAUGAAUCAAACACACCAUGUUCUGUGGGAAAAAAGAAAACCUUCUGCUCCCUUCACUCUGCUGGAAGCUGAAGAGUGCUAGGCCCCUGUGUAGUAGUGCAUAGAAUCUAGCUUUUUUCCUUCUUUCUCUGUAUAUUGGGCUCAGAGAUUACACUGUGUCUCUAUGUGAAUAUGGACAGUUAGCAUUUACCAACAUGUAUCUGUCUACUUUCUCUUGUUUAAAAAAAAAGAAAAAAAACAACAAAAAAAAUAAAAAUAAAAAUGGGGUUAUAGAAGGUCAGCUGGGGUGGGUUUCAGAAGUUUGGGUGGGUUAAGUGGGCAUUUUGACAACAUGGCUUCUUCUCCUUUGGCAUGUUUAAUUGUGAUGUUUAACAAACAUCCUUGCAGUUUAAGAUGACACUUUUAAAAUAAAAUCUUCUCCUAAUGAUGACUUUGAGCCCUGCCACUUGAUGGAGAAUCAGCAGAACCUGUAGGAUUUAUUUGGAAUUGACAUUCUCUAUUGUAAUUUUGUUCUUGUUUAUUUUUAAAUUCUUUUUUUUUUGUUUGUUUGUUUUGGUGUUUUUUUCUUCCUUUUUUUGUUUUUUGUUUCACUGGAAAGGAAAGAAAGAUGCUCAGUUUUAAACGUUAAAGUGUACAAGUUGCUUUGUUACAAUAAAACUAAAUGUGUACACAAAGGGACUGGUUGGUCUUCACUGAAAGAAACAGUUUUUAUAUCCUGUUUAGAACUUGCUUGUAGUUUCUUGACAUUUUUGGGGGCAUUUUGUCAGUAUUUCUGUAGUGCAGUGCAGGCUUGUGGUUGUGUGGACUGAACCAGUUCAUGUAGUUUCCACUAUUUCAGUACCUGUAAAGUGUUUCCUUUGGUAGUUCCUAAUGCACACUGAACCCUUGAGUUCCCUGUAGGGUCAUGUGCUGUGUGAAGAUACAAGUGUAUAUUCAUGUUUUGCAAAAAGGAAAGUCCC
Messenger RNA from Cinclus cinclus, 2295 nucleotides. RefSeq names its product SET nuclear proto-oncogene (gene SET). The transcript has 8 exons. Gene Ontology annotation, cellular component: nucleus; chromatin. The record is from RefSeq and is a predicted model, not a curated record. Gene Ontology annotation, molecular function: histone binding; chromatin binding. NCBI's taxonomy places the organism in Eukaryota, Metazoa, Chordata, Aves, Passeriformes, Cinclidae. Gene Ontology annotation, biological process: nucleosome assembly. Bases 252 to 1085 code for a protein of 277 amino acids.